Messenger RNA from Oreochromis niloticus (Nile tilapia), 1530 nucleotides. It is a transcript of the gene bcl2l10, whose product is annotated as BCL2 like 10. Lineage: Eukaryota; Metazoa; Chordata; Actinopteri; Cichliformes; Cichlidae. Gene Ontology annotation, molecular function: BH domain binding. The transcript has 3 exons. The record is from RefSeq and is a predicted model, not a curated record. The coding region runs from base 293 to 871 and encodes 192 amino acids. Gene Ontology annotation, biological process: intrinsic apoptotic signaling pathway in response to DNA damage; release of cytochrome c from mitochondria; regulation of apoptotic process. Gene Ontology annotation, cellular component: mitochondrial outer membrane.
CAACGAUUACUCAGCGAAGCUAAAGCCAACAACCCGGCCAACGGCUAGCCGAUACAGUAAAUGGUCACGUAAAGUGACCCCACUCUCAAACUACAAUCUGUUUGAUCUGCGUGUCUGUUUGGUACUCUUUAAAGUGAAGAUAGCUCUGUGUUGCCUUCAGCAUCACUGUGGCUUCCGUUAACAGAAAGCUAAAGCUAAACCGCAGCACAGCCUACGGAAAUACUCUGCUAACACCACAGUUUCUCUUUGCCUGCGUUUAACGACACCUGACGCGGAAACUGACUCACAGAAAAUGAAAUUCUGUGGGCUGUGGAAAGAGACCCUGCUUUUGGCCGAGGACUACCUGUCCUUUUGCUGCACGAGUCCACAUCAAGCCCCUCCACCUCCCAGCGAAUCAGCCGCUGCCAUGAGGCGUCUGGGCUGGGACAUCGAAAGACAGCACCAAGCUCGCUUCGACAACCUCGCUCAGACCUUCCUGGUGCAGUGUGGGCCGGACCACUGCCUCAGCCUCAGAAAGGUGAUGAAGGAGCUGGUUGGAGAUGGACACUUGAACUGGGGGAGGGUUGUUUCUCUUUUUGCCUUUACUGGAGUGCUGGCCAGAAAGAUCCUGGAGCAGAAGCCGGGGCUGGACCCUGGGCAACAGCAGGAACUGGGACAGGAGCCCAUGAGCUGCAGAAGGCUGGCAGAGACCAUAGCUGAUUACCUGGGAGAAGAGAAGAAAGACUGGCUGUUGGAUAAUGAUGGAUGGGAAGGCUUCUGUAAGUUCUCCCGCAGUGCCAGAGAAGUGAGCCAGGACUCAUCCAUGAAGAAAGCGCUGUUUGCUGCCGCCGGUGUCGGCCUUGCUGGGCUUACCUUCCUCUUGGUGCGCUAGCUGACAUUCUCCACACUUGACGCAUCCUCAUAUUUUAAAAUUAUUCGGCACGAUUUCAUAAACGUUGGACAACGUCCAGCCACCACUCUGCAAAACGGGCCCUCUGUAGUGAAAGAACGUUGUUUCACGAUGUUACUGUAAAGUUUGCACAGUCUCGGAGCCCCUUAAAACUGACAUUCGUCGCUUGCCCCUAAAGAUUGUAAAACCAAUUUGAAUGCCUUCUGAAAUGUUGGAGUGAGUGAGAUCAGUUUACAUUUCCUGGCUGAUUUUUUUUUGUUGUUUUUUUUGCAGUGCAGGUCAAAGGCUUCAGAUUUUGAUUUCAUGAUCUUCUGCCUCUCUCUUUUUUUGUGGUAUAGAGGCAUUCCAGAGUGAAAUGUAAAAUUUAAUAUAUUGUAUUUCUAUGAAACCAGUAAACUGCAGUCCGCUGUUUGUCCUGAAUUCAUACAAACUGUAUAAUUUUUGCAGGAUCAGCAAAACUGUUCUGUACUCCCAUGCAACGGUGCUAGAUAAAACAUUUCUUUGUCAACUUACCAAAAAGCAGGGACCAAUCUGAAUACAAAUACAUUACUCCUGGAAAAAAAUAAAAUUCCUCCAAAUUAUAUUUUUACAUUGUUUCUAAUUUAUUUUGCUUUUUUUAAUAAAAGUGUUUAUUAAAUGUU